AUGUGUGGGGGAGGGGGUGUUUGUUUGUUCUUUCUUUUUUUUGAAACAAUUAAUGAUUCAAAGAUUCAUCCCUGGAUUCUUGUCCUUGUACGUGUAUAUGUCUUCACCUCUCUAUAUCACAUACUGCAGGGAGACUAUGUCCUAUGUCGCAUGUUUCACAAGCCAGAUGAGAAGCCAGACAGUUCCAAAUAUGAUGAAGUUGAACCAACCGGAUCGUCUCCUUCCAUAAACAAAUCCUCUCCUGAUGAGACAUCAAAAGAUCUUUUUCAAGAACCUCCAGUGCUAGAUAUGCCAAUAUGCAAGGUGCCAGGGGACGUAAAGGAGUGUUUGACCUAUGAGUCGGAAAACACGACUCCUGACAUUCUUGCACCGGUUAAAGGGUAUGGAUCUGGAGUAUUUCACUCAGCAGAAGAAACAACUCCUGAGGUAUAUGGGUCAGUAAGAGCAAAUUUAAUGUGCCAUGAUUCUAGGCACAAUCAGAUUGAUGAUAAGGUUGGGUCAACAUUGCAAUCACAUAAUGACACUGAUAUGGGAGCUUGCAUAGGUUCACCAUUUGCUGAUGACUUUGGCAAUGAUCACAACGGACUGCAUUUUCAAGAUGGCUCAUCUGAACAGGAUGUGUCCCUGUCCGAUCUGUUGGAAGUCCUUCAGAAACGUGAAACUUACUCUUAUGAAGAGCAAACUAGUCGCGAGAACUCGGUCGUGGCAAGUGAAUGCUUUGUGCCAGAAUACAUUGACGGGCUGAGUGAAAGGCCAUCUGCAAGCAGUAAUGUGAUCGACUAUAAACACUACAUUGGGACAGAUACUGAAAUGGUUCAAGAAGAGGUAUUCUUCAAGGCUGUUUCAACCGAUAGUUCUCUUUCAAAUUAUUCUGUUGGUGGAACUGGGAUCCAGAUUCGAUCUCGUCAGCCUCGAAAUCGACAAAAUUCAGAAACAGCUCAGGGAACUGCCUCCAGGAGAAUUCAUCUGUUGAUCGAACGUGGACCACAGUCUAUAUGUACUGACAAGUCUGUAGAUGUCAGCAGCACGGAAGAUCAAGAAUCAGCAGUUUUGGAGGUGAGGUCCAUUUACAGAUAUGGCAGAGUAUGGACUAGUUCAUCUAUUUGUGGUACACAAGCUAGACACACGACAAUUCACUCGAGCAUGAUAAGUCAUGUAGAUAUACAGGCGCCAUGCUUCUUAGACAAAUUACCAUUCGCUAAGAGGCCAUUGAAUUCAUAAGUUUGA
This is a messenger RNA of Olea europaea var. sylvestris, 1227 nucleotides long. Its product is annotated as protein NTM1-like 9. The coding region runs from base 1 to 1221 and encodes 406 amino acids. Lineage: Eukaryota; Viridiplantae; Streptophyta; Magnoliopsida; Lamiales; Oleaceae. The transcript has 3 exons. The record is from RefSeq and is a predicted model, not a curated record.